Asparagus officinalis (garden asparagus) is the source of this 1353-nucleotide messenger RNA. RefSeq lists its product as uncharacterized. Gene Ontology annotation, molecular function: hydrolase activity, hydrolyzing O-glycosyl compounds. The transcript is spliced from 4 exons. Lineage: Eukaryota; Viridiplantae; Streptophyta; Magnoliopsida; Asparagales; Asparagaceae. The coding region runs from base 143 to 1168 and encodes 341 amino acids. The record is from RefSeq and is a predicted model, not a curated record.
CAAUCCCGUGAGCAGGCACAGUGGUGCUGUGGAGGGAGGACGGCAAUGGCUUCUUUGGGAUUUGUACUUUGAUGAGGAUGAGUGGGUUAGGGGACUGGAGAUUGUUGCUCACAGGUUCAAAGGGUUUCCUCAGGUGAUCGGCAUGAGCAUGAGAAACGAACUCCGCGGCCCAAACCAAACCCGGCCUGCUUGGUACCGAAACGUCGCUCGCGGAGCCCAAACGAUCCACAAGGCCAACCCAAACGCUCUCGUGAUAGUCUCGGGCCUAAGCUUUGAUACGGACCUAAGCUUCUUGGCCCAGAGCCCACUUAGAAAUAACUACGACAACAAGCUAGUCCUGGAGGCUCAUUGGUAUGCAUUCAGUGAGGGCAAGAGACAAGAAUGGGCCGAGAAGCCGCUGGCCCAAGUUUGUCCCGGCUCGGCCGAGAGAUUUGACGCCCGAGCAGGCUUUUUCACUCGCAGGGUAAACGGAACGGUACCUUUGUUCGUAAGCGAGUUCGGUGGCGACCAACGGGGGACUAAUCGGGCCGACAACAGUUUUUUAAGUUGUUUUAUGGCCUUCGCUGCUGAGAGAGAUCUGGAUUGGGCCUUAUGGGCCUUACAAGGAAGCUACUAUUGGAGAAGUGGGGUCGAAGGGUUUGAGGAGACCUACGGGGUUCUCGAUUCGGGCUGGGCCCGGCCCAAGUACCCAAAAUUUAGAGAAAAAUUUCGGUUCAUUCAAGAAAUGAUCCAAGACCCUCGAUCAUCUACUGGAUUUUAUCAGAUCAUCUAUCACCCUCCGACCGGUCAGUGUCUGGCUCAUGACAGGGAAAACAACGUCGUCGUGCUGAGAGAUUGCGAGGGUCGUGCACGUUGGAGGUACAACGGAGAAGGAGACCCGAUACUUUUGGUUAGUAACGCUACGGUUUGUUUGAGAUUAGUAGGGGUUGGACAACCAGUGCAGGUUUCAGAGAAAUGCGACGAUACGCAGAGUUUCUGGAGAGUAGGAUCGAGUGCAGGAUUCGGAUUGAUCGGAGAGUAUGCGAACGGAACAGAAUUGUGUAUGGAGAGAGAUUCGGCGGACGCUUCUCUAGUUUUGACAAGGGAGUGUAUUUGUCGCCACGGUUCUGCUUGUUCCGAUGACCCUAGGCAUCAGUGGUUCAAAAUAAUUUCUUCGAACAUAGUUUAAUUAGAUAUUAUACAGUUUGUUUUGAGUUUUAUUAUAGUGUGAGGACGAGUGUUACUUCUGUCACGCUGGUCAAGUGACGGUGGCAUCGAGUGAUGAUUGUUUACUCUCUUUUUUUUCGUUUAAUUUUGGAAAGAGGAAAAAAAAAAAUACAGCGACUGAAUCAAGAUUUAACUUAUAUAAUUGAA